Hymenoscyphus albidus is the source of this 928-nucleotide messenger RNA. The record is from the annotation of a GenBank genome assembly. Lineage: Eukaryota; Fungi; Ascomycota; Leotiomycetes; Helotiales; Helotiaceae.
AUGGCAGGUAAGUUGGUUUGGUUUGCGUUUGCCUUUUUGCCUUUUGCUUUUGACUUUCACUUUUUGCUUUUCAGAUCGUGCCGCAGCCCAAAACAUGAAGAGCGUGGCACUCGUCUCAUAUACCCAGAGCUUUAGCUUAGUCCAUGCCAGGUCAACCAAACCAACCUUCUGCAUGAUAAAGCUGCAUCGCCAUUAUUCCUCAAUCAUAAGCCAACCAGCCAACCAGCCAACCAGCCAACCAGCCAACCAGCCAACCAGCCAGCCAACCAACAAGAACCAGGUAAGCAACCAAGUGGCCAAACAGCCAGGCCAGGCCAGGCAAAGCAAAGCAACUUGGAAGUAGGCAGCAGAGGCCGUCAAGGACAAGGACAAGGACAAGACAGACCGGGGUCCGCACAGCACAGCACAGCACAGCACAGCACAGCACAGCACAGCACAGCACAGCACAGCACAGCACAGCACAGCAGCACCACAGCACAGCGGGAUAUCCACUCCUCUCAGCAUCGUAGCCACUCCCCUCGCUACCCCAUCUUUUCAAUCCCUACCCACACACACCACACACACACACUCACACCACACGGCGGAAAAGACCAAAGCCCAUCUCGCCACAUGUCGCCCUCUGAGUGAAUUUCCCAUCGUUGGAAAAACCUUGGAACACCCUUCGUGGUCCAUGCGAGGCGUAGUUGAGGUCGUGGAUGUCCAUCACUGGGACCACUAUCUACUAGCCUACCUACCUGUCUACCUUGCCUGCCUGCCUGUCUGCCUGCCUGCCUGUCUGCAGAUGCACGGCGGUGCGCUGAGAAUAUGCACGCCUCGCCUCGCAGAACCUAUUUCACUCGUGUUGGCUGGCGGCCAGGACGGGACUCGAGGGAGUGUGGCCAGUCUUUCCAUCCACACCCGAGGGACCCCACCUCAACUCGAGUUCUAG